Vigna unguiculata (cowpea) is the source of this 1070-nucleotide messenger RNA. RefSeq names its product transcription factor MYB4-like. The record is from RefSeq and is a predicted model, not a curated record. Lineage: Eukaryota; Viridiplantae; Streptophyta; Magnoliopsida; Fabales; Fabaceae.
AUGGUGAGAACCCCUUGUUGCGACAAAGAUGGACUCAAGAAAGGAUCAUGGACACAGGAGGAAGACAACAAGUUGAUCGCUUAUGUCACCAGGUAUGGUCACUGGAAUUGGCGCCUGCUCCCCAAGUUUGCAGGUCUUGCAAGGUGUGGGAAGAGUUGCAGACUGAGAUGGCUGAACUAUCUAAGGCCAGAUGUGAAAAGAGGGAAUUUUAGUGACGAGGAAGAAGAAACCAUUGUGAGACUUCACGAAAAGCUCGGUAAUAGGUGGUCAACAAUUGCUGCUGAAUUGCCAGGGAGGACUGAUAACGAGAUAAAAAACCACUGGCACACCGUCCUCAAGAAGCGAUUUCAACAAAAACCUGUGGCCAAACGCGGAAAUGAAAAAGAAGCCGCUAUUUCCAAAUCAAUGGAGACCUUAUACAGUGACCACAACACAACAAGUGAUGCUUCUGCUGCUGCUGCUGCUUCUGCUGCAGCAGCAACCGCCACAAAUCAUCAAAGUUAUGAUGAUCUUUCUGUCUUGGAUGCAUACACGGAGCCUGUGUCUGCAGAUUUCUGGACAGAACCUUAUUUACUUGACAACUCCUAUGUCCCACCCGAGUCUGAACCUGUUUACCUCAGUCCUAUGUACGAUGUACAACUUUGGAACCAGAAUGAGCUGUUCCUGCAGGAAUGUGAGGGUUUUUUCCAAUGGUGAGAACCUUUCCGUGCCACAUGGGACUUCUAAGUUCUACCCUGCUUCUACUCUUUAUGUGUGAUUAUGUGUGAUUGUAACUAUAUUUGGUGUUUAGAAUAAGAGAAGGAACAGUGGUGCGUAAAUAGUUUUAGUUCAACAUCUCCAUCACUAUAAUUUAGAUCCAUGUACAGAGAGAGAGAGUUUGGGUUUGUCUUUGAUAUUGCACAUGCUAAGAUCUAAGUAUAAUGAGAUCUUCAUAUCAACACUAGUAAGACCCGGAAGUUACUCUUUGUACCUUUCCGUUGGACCCAGCUCAGAGAUUUUUCCCAAUCUGUUAGUUAUAUGAAAAGAAAAAUGUAUCAUAAAUAUUCAAGAUGCUAAAUAGAAAAAAAAAU